Messenger RNA from Nasonia vitripennis (jewel wasp), 1281 nucleotides. Its product is annotated as RWD domain-containing protein 2A. Gene Ontology annotation, molecular function: protein binding. Bases 317 to 1192 code for a protein of 291 amino acids. The record is from RefSeq and is a predicted model, not a curated record. NCBI's taxonomy places the organism in Eukaryota, Metazoa, Arthropoda, Insecta, Hymenoptera, Pteromalidae. The transcript has 2 exons.
AUUCAAGCUACUGAGUUGUUUUGAUGCGGAUGUGUAUAUUUUUAUCACAUAUCGUCUGUACUUGAUAAAACAUUGUUUUCACUUUCACCGCAGUUAAGCUGUUCCUGACGAUUGGUGCAUAGUGCAACUGUCGCGCUCGAUUACAAGUCUGCGAUAAAUUUGAAUUUCUGAUUAUCAUACUUGUUUUCAAAACCAAUUUUAAACUUGUGCUGCAUUUUAUAAAUAGAAUUUUCAAAAACUUGUGUCAAUAUCUUGUUAUUUUUCAAAUUUGGUGAACAUAUGCUUCGCAUGCUCAAAGAAAUCAUCAACGGCAACUAUGUCCAUAAUGACAGACGCAAAGGAAAAUUUAAUGACACAAAUUUUCGAACUGGAGGCAUUACAAUCAGUUUAUCCAAAGGAAUUGUCAAUAUCUGAUCAUGGAAACUUGGCAGACAUCAAUGAUUUCAUUGCCGGAAAUAGAAAGGAGAUACCGCAAAGACUGGAGUAUGAGAUUGAAAUUUCAACUCCUAAGGGAAUAGUCGAACUUCUAGUAAACUUGCCAUUGGAUUAUCCCUUUGCCAAUCCAGAAAUUUACUGCAGAAGCUCAGUUCUCGAUCGAAAUGAACAAAUGAAUCUGAACAAGGCCCUUGUGUCUUUUUAUGAAUCUUUAGAAAAAGGUGAACCAAUCAUUUAUUCUAUAAUCUCCUGGAUUCAAGACAAUGCUGAAACAUAUUUAGAAAACUCAAGCCUCAAUGACAAGAAUAAAACUGAAUCAAAGGAGACUAUCGAAAAGAAAACCUGCAUUGAUUUUGGAAGAUACUGGAUUUACAGUCAUCACAUCUACAGUAAAGUUAAAAGAAAAAACAUUGUAGAUUUAGCAAGAGACUGUUCUUUGACUGGCUUUAGUUUCGUUGGAAAACCAGGAAUUAUUUGCAUUGAAGGUGCAUUUGACGACUGUGAAUAUUACUGGCAACAGAUAAAAGCUAUGAAUUGGCAUCGUAUUCUUGUCAAGUUUAUAGAAAAAGAUUUUGAUCCCACUGAUGAUUUGAAUAUUUAUAGAAAGUUUUCAGACUUCCAGGAAAUAUGCUUUCCUGUUUCUGAACGACACAAUGAUAUGGGUCAACUGUUAAAGUACUUGGCAGAGCAUGAACUAGAACAUGCAUUUAAAGAACUUUUUGGCAUAGAGGCCAAAUCAACUCCAUUAACUGAUUGAAAAAUGUUUGAUAUCUUUUUGUAUUAUGAUCAAAUUGUACAUAUGCGUGAAUACUAAUAAAUUUUUUAAUAUUUUUAUAGUAUUAUAAA